AUGAAGCCCAAAUCUUCUCACCAGAAGCUGCUUGCGUUGCGUGAGAUACAACUCAUGAAUGGACUGAGGCAUCCGUCAAUUGUUCUGCUGGACUAUGGCUUUAAGGAUAGAAGAAGAAUAGUAUUAUUACUUGAGUAUUGUGAUAUGGGUAGUUUGAAACAACUACUCGAAGAACGGGGUAAACUCGACAAUUAUAUAACAGCAAAGAUUUUCACCGAUUCAUGUUGUGGCCUGAUGUAUCUGCAUAGUAAAAAAAUUGUGCAUUGCGACAUAAAACCCGACAACAUACUACUUACAACAGAUGGAAUCGCUAAGAUUACUGACUUUGGAGUAGCACUGGGACCCGGUCAGAGGCAUUUGCGUUGUUUUUAUGGCUCUGACGCUUACGCAGCUCCAGAAACAUACUUGCAAAACUUAUACACUACACAGGUAUGUUGAGC
Molecule: messenger RNA, 440 nt
Organism: Strongylus vulgaris
Lineage: Eukaryota; Metazoa; Nematoda; Chromadorea; Rhabditida; Strongylidae
Source: the annotation of a GenBank genome assembly